Molecule: messenger RNA, 3759 nt
Organism: Emys orbicularis (European pond turtle)
Lineage: Eukaryota; Metazoa; Chordata; Testudines; Emydidae
Gene: ATP8B1
Product: ATPase phospholipid transporting 8B1
Exons: 27
Coding region: 1-3759 (1252 amino acids)
Biological process (GO): Golgi organization; phospholipid translocation
Cellular component (GO): plasma membrane; trans-Golgi network
Molecular function (GO): ATP hydrolysis activity; ATPase-coupled intramembrane lipid carrier activity; ATP binding
Source: RefSeq, a predicted model, not a curated record
AUGCAUUCAGACAGGGAUUCAGAGACAACCUUUGAUGAGGACUCUCAGCCAAAUGAUGAGGUAAUGCCCUACAGUGAUGAUGAAACAGAAGAUGAAUUGGAGAGUCCGCUGCCUGCAGUUGAACCAGAGCAAAACCGAAUCAACAGAGAGGCUGAGGAGAGCAGAGAACCAGUUAAGAAAGAUUGCAGCUGGCAAGUUAAGGCAAAUGAUCGAAACUUCCACGAACAACCCCAGUUUAAGAAAACAACAUUUCUAUGCUUCAAGAAAAGCAAAUAUGCUGGGAAUGCAAUUAAGACCUACAAAUACAAUGCAAUUACCUUUUUACCAUUGAAUUUGCUAGAACAGUUUAAAAGAGUGGCCAACUUCUAUUUCCUGGUUCUUCUUAUUUUACAGACAAUUCCUCAGAUAACUACUUUAUCGUGGUAUACAACGCUAGUGCCUUUGCUCUUGGUGCUUGGGAUAACUGCAAUCAAAGAUCUAGUGGAUGACAUCGCUCGCCAUAGAAUGGAUAAUGAGAUUAAUAACCGGACAUGUGAUGUUAUCAGGGAUGGAAGGUUCAAAACUGCUAAAUGGAAAGAUAUUCAAGUUGGAGAUAUCAUUCGUCUGGAGAAAAAUGCCUUUGUUCCUGCUGAUAUUCUGCUGCUGUCCAGCUCGGAACCCAACAGCCUUUGUUACGUAGAGACAGCUGAACUAGAUGGUGAAACUAACUUAAAGUUCAAAAUGUCACUUGAGGUAACAGACAGAUAUCUCCAAGAAGAAAGUGCAAUGGCAGAAUUUGAUGGUUUUAUUGAAUGUGAAGAACCCAAUAAUCGCCUAGACAAGUUUACAGGAACAUUAUUCUGGAGAAGCAGGACUUAUCCACUGGAUGCUGAUAAAAUUUUGUUGCGUGGCUGUAAAAUCAGGAAUACAGACUUCUGCCAUGGAGUGGUCAUAUUUGCAGGAGGAGACACAAAAAUAAUGAAAAACAGUGGAAAGACCAGAUUUAAAAGGACUAAAAUUGACUCUCUCAUGAACUACAUGGUUUACACGAUCUUUAUUGUAUUGAUCCUCCUGUCAGCUGGCCUUGCUAUUGGACACACUUAUUGGGAGCAGCAGAUUGGCAAUACUUCUUGGUACCUCUAUGAUGGUGAAGACUACAGCCCUCCGUACCGUGGCUUCCUUAAUUUUUGGGGCUACAUCAUUGUUCUUAACACUAUGGUUCCCAUUUCUCUCUAUGUGAGUGUUGAAGUGAUUCGUUUAGGCCAAAGCUAUUUUAUAAACUGGGAUCUGCAAAUGUAUUACCCGGAGAAGGAUACACCUGCUAAGGCCCGAACCACCACUCUGAAUGAACAGCUUGGACAAAUCCACUACAUCUUCUCAGAUAAGACAGGAACGCUUACACAGAACAUCAUGGCAUUCAAAAAAUGCUGCAUAAAUGGACAAACAUACGGAGAAUCCAGGGAUGAGUCUGGACAACAUCAAAACCAUGAAGAGCAAGUUGACUUUAGCUGGAACAUGUAUGCAGAUGGGAAACUCGCGUUUUGUGAUCAUUAUCUGAUAGAACAAAUUAGAUGUGGAAAGGAGACUGAAGUUCGACAAUUCUUUUUUCUGCUUGCAAUUUGCCACACGGUAAUGGUGGAUGCUUCUGAUGGUCAGCUCAACUAUCAAGCGGCCUCCCCAGAUGAAGGAGCCUUGGUAACAGCAGCCAGAAACUUUGGAUUUGCUUUUCUGUCACGAACUCAGAAUACCAUUACUAUAAGUGAGAUGGGGACUGAAAGAACUUAUGAUGUUCUUGCUAUCUUGGACUUCAACAGUGAUAGAAAACGAAUGUCUGUUAUUGUAAGAGAACCAGAUGGAAACAUUAAACUUUACUGUAAAGGAGCUGAUACAGUAAUUUAUGAACGUUUGCAUCCAAUGAAUCCUCAGAGACAGAUUACACAGGAAGCACUAGAUAUUUUUGCAAAUGAGACCUUGAGGACAUUAUGCCUCUGCUACAAGGACAUUAGUCAUGGUGAAUAUGAAGCAUGGAAUAAAAAGUUCAUGGAAGCUAGUGUAGCUGCAAGUAACCGUGAUGAAGCCCUGGAUAACGUAUAUGAAGAAAUAGAAAAAAACCUUAUUCUCUUGGGUGCUACAGCUAUUGAAGACAAACUACAGGAUGGGGUUCCAGAAACCAUUUCCAAACUUGCAAAGGCGGACAUUAAAAUCUGGGUGCUUACUGGUGACAAAAAAGAAACUGCUGAAAACAUUGGAUUUUCUUGUGAACUUUUAACAGAUGAAACUACAAUCUGCUAUGGAGAGGAUAUCAGUGCUCUUCUUCAAACAAGGUUGGAAAACCAGAAUAACAAAGCUGAAUCAAAUAUAAACUCCUCUCAAAGAACGAAUGAGCCAUUCUUUCAAUCUGGUAGAAAUCGUGCUUUAAUAAUCACUGGUUCCUGGCUGAAUGAAAUCCUUUUAGAGAAGAAAAAGAAGAAGAAGAAACUUCUAAAACUGAAAUUUCCCAGAACAGCAGAAGAGAAAGAAAAGCAAAUUCAGAGUAAAAGGAGAGCUGAUGCUAACAAAGAACAGCAACAAAGAAACUUUGUAGACUUAGCAUGCGAGUGCAGUGCAGUGAUCUGCUGCCGCGUAACUCCCAAACAGAAGGCCAUGGUGGUGGAGCUGGUGAAGAAAUAUAAGAAAGCUAUAACUUUGGCUAUAGGGGAUGGUGCCAACGAUGUAAACAUGAUCAAAACUGCUCAUAUUGGUGUUGGAAUUAGUGGACAAGAAGGCAUGCAAGCAGUCAUGUCAAGUGACUAUUCUUUUGGACAAUUCAGAUACCUGCAAAGAUUACUAUUAGUUCAUGGCCGAUGGUCCUAUAUAAGGAUGUGCAAGUUCCUACGAUAUUUCUUCUACAAAAACUUUGCAUUUACGCUAGUACACUUCUGGUACUCAUUCUUCAAUGGCUAUUCUGCCCAGACCGCUUAUGAAGAUUGGUUUAUCACGCUUUACAACGUGUUAUAUUCCAGUCUUCCAGUUCUUCUGGUUGGCUUGCUUGACCAGGAUGUGAGCGACAAACUUAGUCUUCGGUUCCCUGGUUUGUAUAUAUCUGGACAGAAAGACUUGCUUUUUAACUACAAGAAAUUCUUUGUAAGCUUAAUACAUGGAAUUAUAACAUCACUGAUUAUUUUCUUCAUACCGUAUGGAGCUUAUCUUCAAACCAUGGGGCAAGAUGGAGAGGCACCUUCAGACUACCAAUCAUUUGCUGUCACUGCAGCCUCUUCUCUCAUAGUUGCAGUCAAUUUUCAGAUGGGUUUGGAUACCUCUUACUGGACUUUCGUUAAUGCUUUCUCAAUAUUUGGGAGUAUUGCACUUUACUUUGGUAUCAUGUUUGACCUUCACAGUGCUGGAAUACAUGUUCUCUUCCCAUCUAGCUUUCAGUUUACAGGGACUGCUCCAAAUGCUCUAAGACAGCCAUAUCUCUGGUUGACAAUACUUUUGUCAGUUGCAGUUUGUUUGCUUCCUGUUGUUGCACUAAGAUUUUUGUCAAUGACAAUUUGGCCUUCAGAAAGUGAUAAAAUUCAGAAGAACCGUAAGAAAUACAAGGCUGAAGAACAGUGGAAGCGAAGGCAGAGCACUUUUCGUCGAGGGAUAUCAAGCCGUCGUUCUGCUUAUGCUUUCUCACAUCAACGGGGAUAUGCUGAUCUUAUUGCUUCUGGACGUAACAUACGUAAAAGACGAGCACCUUUAGAUGCUGUGCUACGCCACAAGGUGGCCGAAGGUAGACAAGUUGGUGAAGCCAGCUGA